AUGAGUCUAAGUGAGCAUUGCUUCGUGGCUGUUACCCACGACGGAACACCGGAGGGCACGGUACAAGAAAUCGGUGGCAUCCAAUGCUACGUUGCGACUCCCAACAACACGUAUCCUAAAGAAAAAGUCCUGCUAUACCUCUCAGACAUUUUCGGCCUUGCUCUGCAGAACAAUCGCCUGCUUGCAGACGAUUUUGCGCGUAAUGGGUUCAAAACCAUCGUGCCCGACCUUUUUGAAGGGGACCCCAUUCUCGUUCAGCCUCCACUUGAUUUCAGUCGCGAGGCUUGGGGCGCCAAACAUGGACCUGCUCAGGUUCGGCCAAUCAUCGACAAGGUGAUGGCUGCCUUGAAAGACGAAGGGGUCGUCGAGUUUGCUGCAACCGGUUUUUGUUUUGGAGCUCGAUAUGUCUUCGAUCUUUCAUUCGAGAACCUUCUCAAGGUCUCCAUUGUCUCCCAUCCUUCGAGGCUUGUCGUCCCAGACGAUCUGCAUAAAUAUGUGGCAGUUUCGAAGUCGCCUCUGCUCAUCAACAGCUGCGAAGUGGACAAUCCUUUCCCCCUAGCCGCGCAAGCGCAAGCAGAUGAAAUCUUGGGUGGCGGCAAGUUUGCUCCAGGUUACAAACGGGAGUAUUUUGCGGGAUGUAGUCAUGGCUUUGCGGUUCGCGGAGAUUUGCAUGACCCUCGAGUCAAAGCGGGGAAGGAGGGCGCGUUUAAGGCGUCCAUUGAGUGGUUGGUCUCUUUCUUUUCGACCACCACCAUGCCAGUGCUCCAUUCUCAUGAAGUCAACCGUCGAGGCGAGCUCAUGGUCAAGCUCUUCAAUGUCAAACUCGUACCCUACGAUGCUGCCCGCCUCCCAGAUGACGUUUGGCUCGAGAUUAUGCUCUCUUGUACUCCUCGCGAGCUCCUUGUUCUUCAAACUGUAUCCUCACGAUUGCAUUCAAUCCUCGCUGGGAACCCUCGCUGUUGGCCACAGGCUCGCAACAAUAUGGUUCCGCCAGUCCCGCCUCCUCCUCAAAACAUCCUCGCUGCUGGAGUUUGGACUGAAGCUGCAUAUGCUCAACUAAUAUUUGGUGGUGGACCGUGCAUCGUCAAACCAUGCAAACGCUUCACGACAAACUUCCCACUUUCCUUCUCGUUACGAAUCCGUGUUUGCUCGAAACACUGCCAAAACGUUCUUUCGCGGAACUACAAAGAAGAUACGCGCAAAAUUAAGAACGCUUAUCUUACAUCGGUGGGAAUCCCAGGUCGUCGCGGCCUUCGUAAAAUCGGUCAAACCCAACGACUUCACUUCCGUGACUGGCUGGCCUACGAUGAGCGCAACUUGACACAAUUCCCGACCUACCGUGUCACUGUCCUUGCUGACGCAGACCAAGAAUGGUGGGCGGCGCGUGCCCUUACGGAAAAACGCUCAGCGAAACCACCGGUCAAGGUUCCGCGAACCGUAUCGCAACUCCAGGAGCAAUACCGACUGCGCGCAAAAGCUCUACCAUCCAUCAUUCAAAACGCUCAAGCCCUUCAGAAGUGGGUCAAAGAGUACGAAGUUGCACGACAAGCGGUAGAGUUGGAGAACGUCCGAUUCAUGAAGGAGAGAAUCAGUCCACGAGAACAGCUGCAGUAUCGCAAGUUGCUCAAGACGCCCACGAUGAGGCAAACGAUGAAGCUGUAUGGCGACUCGCUGGGGAAGAUGGACGUCCGAGCCUGGUGCUCCGUUCGCCCUCAAGUUAUCAAGGAGUACAAGAUCGAACUAGCCGAAUCGAGGAAGGCGUUGGCGGAGGCGCGCAAAUCACAAGACCCCAAGCAACCGCCACAGCUUGCCGUCAAGGAGAAGGAAAAUUUGGUUGCCAUCUUGCAAUCGAUAAGUCCUGCGGCUCCGCGGCCUGACGCGCUGCAGGAAGUCGCCAAACUUGUGGAGGAGGUCCCGAAGUCUAAUGCUUCACUGGUGCCCCGCGAGGAGUGCUUGAAGGCGUUCUUGCAUGAGCGAAAGCGGAUCUUGGAGCUACCUGUCCGACGCAAAGAGAAUCGCUUACCCCUUGGCUCUUUGGACAACAACGAUGAUGGCAUGACCGAAGCAGACGAUGAUAUGGUUGAAGUCCUCAUUCCGACCGGCCCUCGAGUUGAUGAGGUAGAAGCACAGGACUGCUGGGCCGAUUUCGAGGCGGCUCUGGCUGCAGACCCGGGCCGUGUCUUUCUUGAUCCAUUCUCGUCCUCGCCGGCAAUACCUUCUUUUGACCUGUCUGGAAACGAGUUGGAUCCUGUUGCAGCCAUGACUUUGGAGGAAUGUUGGCCUGGAGCGAGGCGGAGUCCUAGUAUGGAUGUCGACGAGGGGCUUGGAUUUGGAGAAGUAUCGAUGGCGACUACUUCGGGGCGGUCUUUUGAUUCCACAAUCUAUCACGGAGAACCAUCGACAAGCGACGAGGUUGGAGAGGAUGAGGAUGAAGAGGAAGCGGACGACGACGACGACGACGACGACGACGACGACGACGACGGUUCCUCUUCCUCAUCGUCGUCGUCUGAGGAAGAGUAA
Mycena indigotica is the source of this 2520-nucleotide messenger RNA. RefSeq names its product Dienelactone hydrolase endo-1,3,1,4-beta-D-glucanase. The coding region runs from base 1 to 2520 and encodes 839 amino acids. Gene Ontology annotation, molecular function: protein binding; hydrolase activity. NCBI's taxonomy places the organism in Eukaryota, Fungi, Basidiomycota, Agaricomycetes, Agaricales, Mycenaceae. The transcript is spliced from 18 exons. The record is from RefSeq and is a predicted model, not a curated record.